UUGGUUGAAGAGGAAGGUUUUUGUGAGGAUCUGGCGUUGAAACGAAAAGUAGCGUUGGAACGAGGAGGUAGGAAGAAGUCGUUGAGGGAGAAAACUUCGUUCGUGAAGAGGGAUUUAGACGCGAGAUAUCGCAGUGAGUCGUACAGAUGCAAAUUUUCGUUACCGUUCAAUGAGAAAUUGGAUGGUGACACCGUUUGUCGACUCUUUACACCGUACGAUAAAAGGCAUGUGCUUGGACGUCUCUAUGUUUCGGCGCAUUUCGUUUGUUUCACUUCAAGGAGAAAUUAA
Messenger RNA from Anisakis simplex (herring worm), 288 nucleotides. The record is from the annotation of a GenBank genome assembly. Lineage: Eukaryota; Metazoa; Nematoda; Chromadorea; Rhabditida; Anisakidae.